Molecule: messenger RNA, 1005 nt
Organism: Ichthyophthirius multifiliis
Lineage: Eukaryota; Ciliophora; Oligohymenophorea; Hymenostomatida
Product: snf2 family n-terminal domain protein
Exons: 2
Biological process (GO): negative regulation of transcription by RNA polymerase II; chromatin remodeling
Cellular component (GO): nucleus; chromatin
Molecular function (GO): histone binding; ATP hydrolysis activity; chromatin binding
Source: RefSeq, a predicted model, not a curated record
AUGUCUUUGAGAUUAGUUUGUAACCAUCCUUUAUUAUUUUUGCAAAAAAAAAAAUUCGAAGUUCCUGAAAGAGAUAAAUUUUUGGAAGAAUUCAUUGAAAGUUCAAAUAAAUUGAAAUUUUUAUAAAGAAUAAUACCUAAAUUGAUUAGUAAUGGACAUAAAAUGUUAAUCUUUUCUUAAUUUACGAUGAUGUUGGAUAUUCUUGGUGAAUUUUUUAAGUUUAAAAGUUUGCCUUUUUAAAGACUAGAUGGAACUACUUCUGUAAUUGAAAGAUAGAAAAUUAUUGAUUAAUUCAAUUAAAAGGAUUCUUCAACGAAAAUAUUUAUUUUGUCCACCAGAGCAGGUGGAUUGGGUAUAAAUCUAACAGCGGCAGAUACUAUAUUCUUUACAGAUAGCGACUUUAAUCCCUAUAGGGAUGUUUAGGCGAUUUCUAGAGCUUAUAGAAUGGGUUAAACGGAAAAAGUGAAAGUUUAUAGACUAGUAAGUAAAUAUUCGGCUGAAGAGAGAAUCAUUGAGAUUGCUACUAGAAAGCUUUUAUUGGAAAGUAUAGUGAUAAAUCCAGUGAAUAAAUUUACUUCGGCAGAUUUCGAGAAUAUAUUAAAGAAUGGAACUUAUGAAAUGUUCAAUAAAAAUUUAGAAUAAAAAGAUGCUGAAUUCACAGAUGAAUAAAUAGAUGCUCUUAUAGGGAUUUUACCAGAUGAAGAUGUUUUGAAAUUCUAACUAUAUAAAUGGACUAAUUAUGAUGAUUUCUUAUUAAUUAAAUCUUUUUUGAAAUAAGGCUUUGGAAAUUGGCAAUAAAUAAUUUCGGAUGAUAAUUAAUUAUGGGAAUUUCCAAAGGAUUUGGGUUUUAAAGCAUUCGAAAUUUUAUUUAAGAAAUUCGAUGAAAAUAUUCAAAGAAAUAUUUAGGGUAUACCUUCAGAUAAAAUUAUGAAAUGGGUUAUUAUUAAAAUAUAAAAUAGAGCUAAUAAUUUAAUUAACUUAAUAAUUGAAAAAUAAAAAGAUUGA